ACCAACUGGCUAAAGCUGCUGAGCUAGUGACCAGAACACCAGGGAUGUUUGGUCAGUGAGUUUAUAGGGACCUGUUCCUUGACAUCAGAUCAGCAAGCUAGUGACAGCAUCUUAAAAGAGGAUUAUGCCUUGAUAUAAUUCCAGCAUUGCAGAGGCUGAUCUGGAGCAUUGGCCUCUACCCAUUGUUCCUGGGGAUGAUCAGUCGCAAGGUCCUGAUUUCUCCAUUGACCCUUCCCCUUUCUUUGGGUACUGAGAGCUAGCCAACCAAAACACCCCCACUGAGUUUUAGUAAGGGGACACUAGCAUUAAGGAGCUGGGACAAGUGGUGCAAUCACUGGAGACUGUCUGCUCAUCACAGAGGCAGCAUCACCAACUUCAGAACAAUAUCGCCAGCCACAAUGUGACAGGGACUCAGCCCACGAAUUUGCUGAGAUGAGGCAGAAUGGGCUUCAAUGCUUGCUCUUCUGAAGUGACAUCAGCUCUUCGGGGAUGAAGGGAGGAGGGGGGAGAGUCCUAUCCAGCCAAGACUUUGGAGGCAGACUUGCACAGUUGCAGUAAAGAAGUCAUAUCCAGAUGGGUGAAAUGGGCGUCACCCAUAGGGAUCGCUUCUGGAGGGGCUCCCUGCUGGUUGACAGCUCUCUUCAGUAGUAAGGGGGAAAUCUGUCUCUCUUGGGGGAUUUGCAAGAGCGAAGGUUUUUGCAGGAAACAGUGCUUCAGUCUACACAGACACAGCCCUGUGAUUUCUUAAGCAGACUAGCCAGGAGCAGCCAGAGAGGGUGGAAGCCCCUCUUCUCCUCUGCAUGAGAGGUGCUGAAGGACUGCAACGUAAACUAAGUCACAGAGAUUGCACCUGGUAUUUUCACCAGAUAAGAUGACCUCGGGAACAUUCAGUACUUAUGAAGAAAACAUUGAUGACCACGAUUGGCAAUAUGACGGCAGCCUGGGGAUCUCAGAGCUUUUGCAGGAGAAAAUAUAUAGUGAGGAGCUGCAGAGCUUGUUUCCUGAAGGGUGGAACUACGAGGAAAUGUUGCAGGACGUGAUGGACCUUGAGAGGUCUGAAGGCAUCAUCCCCUGGGAAGAGAGUGCCAGUGAAGACAUCAUGGUCUUUCUGAAGCAGUUCCCUGAGCAGAGAAAGGAGAUAGAGAAGUGUAUCCAAUGCCUUAAGGACAUGGCAGACAACAUUGACGAGACCCAUAAGAACUGCACCAUUGCCAACAUGGCCGCAAACUCCACGAGCCUGGCGUCUGGCAUCUUGACCAUCCUUGGGCUGACCUUAGCACCGCUGACGGCAGGGGGGAGUUUGGCUCUCACGGCAACUGGGAUCGGCUUAGGGGCAGCAGCAGCGGCUACCAGCAUUUCUGUCGGCAUAUAUGAGAACGUCAGCAAUGCAAAAGAAAGGAGUAAAGCCAACGACCUGCUGGUGGAAUGCCAAAGCAACCUGAAAACACUGACCCACUCCGAUGAAGUGGAUUUCAGACCCAUAGUCUCCCCAAAGAGCGAGGCCAUGGGCAACCACCUGACACACGUCCUUUCCACCGCUAGUAAAAUUCCAGAGGUAGUAUACAAAAGCGUUAAGGGGAUAAGAACCAACGUAAGAGCAUUCAAAGUGGUGAAAGCUAACCCUGGUUUGAAGGCCUUAGCACAACGGCUCACCGCGGCCGGGAGGACAGCCCGGAACACAGCAAAGGGGACCAAGCAAGUGCAAAAAGCCUUAGCUGGGACCACCCUUGCCAUGUCCAAAAGUGCGAGGGUGCUCGGUGCCGCAGCCACAGGAGUUUUUGUCGUGUUUGAUGCCUACAGUCUCGUGAAAGACUCCAUCCAUUUAACUGAGGGGGCGAAGGCAGAGGCUGCAGCAGAUAUAAGAGAAAAAGCUAGCCAACUUGAAAAGGACCUUCAGAAUCUCAACGAACUGUAUGAGGAGCUGAAAGGCAUGGUAUAUGAAUAGAUGAGACCCAAGUUCCCAUUUCCAGCACUGGGCCAGGAGAAGAACCAAGUCACAAGGGGAGGGGAGAUUGUGGUAGGAAGUCAAAGCCCCCAAAAACUACGCACGAUGCUAACUCACAAGGAGAUGCCAGCUCCACUUUGACCAAAAGCAUUAAGUAAUCUGAACAGUUCAAAGAGAUUGAUACCAUAAUUCACUCCCUCCUGCGUUUGGAAUUCAGGGAAAGGAUCAGGAGACCUCGUGCUACUGAACAUUUUGUUAAUUCAGAACCCGGGACACCAUGAAUCAUCCUGCCAGGAAUUUAUCCUAUUUUGCCUAUGCUUAAGAGAAAGCAACAAUAUGCUGUAUGCAUGUGUGAGAGAUCUGCUCAGGAGUGAAAUUACAAGAGCAGUAACUGCUUUUCAAAUGAACUUGUAAAGCAUUAAACUUCUUCCUUUCUGUUUUGAGUGUAUUAGCUGCCUUGCCCACAUCUGUAAUGCUCACUGAAGCAUUUUAAUUCACCUUAGCAAAUAGAUAGACAUACCUGAGAUAUUUGUGCCUUGCCACCAUUAUUUUUAUAUUAGCGUAGCACCUACGUGCCUCAACGCUGGGUGUUGUACGGACUCAGUGGAAACUGGGGCUGGGUGUGAAGAACAGGCAUGAGGGAGAGAGAAAUUUCUCCAAAGAUCUGAAAUUCACCCCCAUCUGCAAGAGCAUCUGGAGAAGGGGAGAUUCCCCCAACUCCCUUCAUUUGAAAUUAAAGCCGUGCCGUGGAUUCCUAGCAGUUCUAGGCUAGCCAGCAUGCUUUAACCAACCGCACAGCCAUGAACUAGCAUGGAGAGUAGCAAAGCGGUGUUUCCGGAAGGUGGAGAGUCAAACCUUUUACAUUUCAGGGGAGGGGCACACCCUCACUCUAGCAGAGAAGAGGCUGAUGAGUUCUUAUGGGCUCAGCCAGCACUAACCAGGAACCAAUAUACAUGCCUCCAUACCCUUGGGACCAGAGUAUCAAGAGGGAGCUGAGAGGAUGUACAGACAGUAACUUAGAGAAAAAGGAAGGCUGUAUCAGCCCUUGAAGGGAAAACAAGAGAAAGCCAAUGCUUUAGAGAAUGCACCCUGUACAGCAGCUGUGACAUUGCUCCCAUGUCUUGCCUUUGAGACGAAGAGACUGGACCUGGCAAAAGAGGGUUUAUUGGUAUUUUAUGCCGCGAAGAGUUAAGACUAAGCAGAGCUAGCUUGGCAGCCAUAUGAAACCCUAGCUGUGCACAUGUAUUUCCCAUUAGACACAUGCAGUUUAAUUCCUGACUCAUUAUGCAUGAAUUAAAAAUGUGUUUGAAAAAAAUUAAUCCAGCUGGAAAAUAAAACUGUA
Molecule: messenger RNA, 3287 nt
Organism: Mauremys reevesii (Reeves's turtle)
Lineage: Eukaryota; Metazoa; Chordata; Testudines; Geoemydidae
Product: apolipoprotein L6-like
Exons: 9
Coding region: 872-1945 (357 amino acids)
Biological process (GO): lipoprotein metabolic process; lipid transport
Cellular component (GO): membrane; extracellular region
Molecular function (GO): lipid binding
Source: RefSeq, a predicted model, not a curated record